UUUUUUGGACCAGAAAUUGAAGAAAAAAAAGUUAUUUUGGCGCAACUUAAAUUAUCUGAUUUCAAGAUGAGCGUGAGCUGCAAUAUUGCUGGAGAAGAAUUAAUGGAGAAGACGUUGUCUUUGGUCCGUUUUAAUGAACCGCCAUUUCAGGCACUUCAUUGUUUGGAUGAAAACAGCCCAGUUGUUCUUGAUCACAAGAGAAAUUGCCAACGUCCUGUUGCAUCGGAUGCAGGCGAUCAUUUUCGCAGACGAAGAGAAAGAAAUGUCGUCAGCAGUCGUUUGUAUAGGAAAAGAAAACGACAACGUAUGGAAAGUCUUGAAAUUGAAAAUCAGCGACUGCAAGAACACAUCACUCAUGCUGAAAAUGAACUGACUGAAUUGAGACGAACCUUUCAACUUUUUGUGCAGCAUGCAGAAACUUGUCCUCAUUGUGCAAACGCAGCGAUGUUUUUUACGUAG
Molecule: messenger RNA, 459 nt
Organism: Paramuricea clavata
Lineage: Eukaryota; Metazoa; Cnidaria; Anthozoa; Malacalcyonacea; Plexauridae
Source: the annotation of a GenBank genome assembly